AUGGCCUCGACCAACGGGAUUCUCAGUCCCCCCACUCAACCGCAUUUAGACAUCACACUAUCAGCGAAACGAAAACACGACGAUAGCAUUGAUCAGCUUGCUCCUUUAAAUGGCAUCGUCAAUGAUUCCAAAAUCGCAAUUACCAAAGAACCGUCGACGGUAGAUACACAAGAGCUUGUUCAUGAUUUGAUUGAUGUGCUCAAAAGUCAUGACCCCUCACCCUCCAUCUUAACACGACCUCUUCCAGAACCAUCCCCUUCGACCGAGCCUCAAGCCAAACGACAAAAGUCAGAUGGCACGACUGAUUCAUCGACUGAUUCACCAAUCGAGUCACCAACUGAUUCACCAACUAUUCUAUCACGCGCUUCAUCAAAUAAAUAUAUCACUGUCGAUGAGGUUCUCAAAGAUAUUGAUACUGCAGCAUUCGAUAUUAUAGAGAGGCUACAGUUAUCCAAUGGCUCGAAUCGAAACCAGUACAUUCCUGUUCCUGCCGGACAAUCGGAAUUAUCUGUCAAGAUUUUAGCCUUCAAGAAGAAAGCUCACGAGCUUGUGCGUAGAGAAAAGGCUGCCACAGGACUACAAGCCAACACGAAGGGCAAUCAAACAAUCAAUUCCAGCAGUUAUUUGGCAAACAGGAAUUUUGGAACCAAUGCUAAUGCGCCAGUCACUGCUACGUCGGAGGAUAUCAAAGUGGUUCUAACACUCUACGGAAAUGCACCGCAACCGAAACAGCUGUUCUCCAGCCUACAGAUCCCAAUAAAGUUUGACGGAGAAUCAAUCUCUCAGCCUCUCCGCGAAGCCGGCCUGCCGAAUGGUAUCACAACAACUCAAAUCAUUCCCAUACAGCCCACGAGCUUUGUCGAUGAUAAGAAACGGCCGCAGACUUUGGGAGAGCUGUUUCCAACACCUCCAAAUAUUCAACCAUUGAAACCCCCUAAGGUUUCCAAGAGCUCAUUGCCAUCAUCAAUCGAAGGAUGGCGCCAACCAUUGGUUGCCGACUCACGAAGUGCUAGCUAUUCUAAACAACCAAUCACUACUGGACAGUGGCUUGAUUAUAGCGAUACCUCAUCCCUCAGUCCAGAAAGAAAACGCGCUAGAAUUGCAAGUCCUAACGGGAAUGUCGAAGCAGAGGUUGACUCGAACGAAAUAGAUGCCGCCAAGUUGGAUGCUUUGUUUCGGAGUGCAUAUUCGGGAUUUGCGCCAACUAAGGAUGAUUCCAAAGCUAUCGCCCCGGAAAGUGUCUUGAGUAAAAUCUGGUGGCAACGUGUUGGUGAAAAACAAUGGGGAGUUAUGGUUGGAAAAGCUGAAGGGUUUGACGACAGCUAUCCCACAGAACCAAGUGCUAAUAGCUUAGCUUUCAACGAUGCGGAGAUGGAUGAACUUGAGCAAGCAGUGAAGGAAUCUCCUAAUGCAUCAAUCGAUCCUAGCUUAAUGUCUUCCGAAUCAAAUGUGGAGAAAACUGCAGAAGAAAAGGAUGUUGAAGAGGUACUUCAGGGCAUUUCGGAACUGCUAGAGACACUUAACUCAUACCAAAGAAAUCGGCAUAUGUCUCUUAAUGCUAUCAGUCGUCCUGUUGGCGUCUUUGGGGCAUCGGAUACUACAUUCAUGGGGACGCCUUCUAAGCCUGGUGACUCAGAAGUGACGACGUAUGAGAUCCUCAAAUCGCAGCUGGCAUUGAUGGUUGCCAUGUUACCGCCAUAUGCUGUAGCGAAGCUAAACUCUGACCAAUUGGCUGAACUCAGCAUUAGCACAAAGAUUGAAGUUUCGAUAACUGAUCAGAAAGGUGUUAUGGAGGAGGACGAGAUAGCAGCCCGCGCAAAAGUGGCGGCAAUGAGCGCAGCCUCAAAUACACGCCCCACUACUAGCUCUUCCUUACAUAGAAGCUCUUCUACGGCUGCCCUUUAUGGCAAUCAAUACUCGUCUUCGCGGCCAGCUGCAGCCUCUACUGGCCAAAAUUACACUACAACUCAGACUCCAAUCAGACCCCCGCCAAGUAAUUUGCAACGUCCUCCUGCAACUGCGCCGGUUCCUAUUUCUUAUGCACAGCGUGCCCCAUCUGCUCCAUCCUAUCGUCCAGCGGCAUAUCCGGGGCCUGCCUACCCACACCAAUUUCGAACGCCAGGUCCAGCAGCACCGCAAUAUACUCAAACGAAUGGUCAACAGCAACAGUAUCACCAUAAUACGCCCGCUGCUUCAUAUAUACGCCCUCCAACCCAACCUUACCAGAACAUCCCACAAUCCACACCUCAAGCAGUGCGGUAUCCAAGUCAGCCACCUGGAUAUGCUGCUCAGCAACAGCCCAUUCAAAAUGGCGCCACGUAUCCUCAAGCCUACGGAAAUGGAGCACACGUUAGUCGACAAAGCUCGCCUCCAAAACCGGUGUACAAUCAACAGAGCCAUCCCUCUCAACCUCAAGUUCGCCCUUCGUACUCAUCACCUGCCCCUCCCAUUUUACCACCAACCGCUACUAGACACAUUCAAGGCCAGUUGGCUCAACCACCUGUCAUGAACGGCUCCUCUCAAUCACCUCAACCUCAAUCUCAACCUCAAUCGCAACCUCAACAGGCUUUGCCACAAUCGCAUCACCAAAACUCUUACAAUAACAUGAGUACUUUCUUAACUUCAGGCGAGCAACAAAGUAUAAUUGACCGCCAACGCGCACAAAUUGUCCAGCAACAAGGGACCCAACAUCAAGCUAGAAAUGCCGCUCAACCAGGUGCUCUGGGAUCUCCACAACCGCAAAUUAAUGCAAACAGUGCCGUUGCGGCAGGAACAUAA
Sclerotinia borealis F-4128 is the source of this 2778-nucleotide messenger RNA. Lineage: Eukaryota; Fungi; Ascomycota; Leotiomycetes; Helotiales; Sclerotiniaceae. The record is from the annotation of a GenBank genome assembly.